AAAAGUGAGGUAACAGAAUGACAGAGCGUUAUCUGUGAAGCUGCUGCCUUUUAUUAAUGGGGCUGUUCUUCUCCCCAUAAUCUGUGAGUGUCUUCAAACAUAAAAUGCAAGUUGAACUCUGCAGGAGAGUAAAGCUCCAGCAGCCUCUGAUUGUUUUUAUCAUCAAUUCUGGGCUCCUGCAUCUCUGUUAAACUUCAAGCUUCACCACUAUGGCAUCCACAAACAAAGCGGCCGAGGAGGAACAGGGCCGCCUGAGAUCACUUUUCCACACCUACGACGUGGACAACUCAGGACGGAUAGAAAAAGAUGAAUUUUCUGCCAUCUGCCAAGAGCUCCAGGUUCCUACUGACGAAGCAGAGGGCAUAUUCAGCCGCCUGGACGCUGACAGUGAUGGCACGGUUACCUUAGAGGAGUUCCUCAGUGGAUUCACAGACCAACAUGAGAAGGAACAAAUAGAAAAAGAAGAAGAAAAAGAAGAAGAAGACAUGAACUUACCCGUGGAAGAAUUUUCAAUCAAUAAAGAGCAGGUCAUGAUCAGCCAGCCACAGUCUUCCGUCAAGGGUAUGAGCGCGGAGGAGAGGGACAGGCUGCACGCACUCUUUCGCGCGUACGACGUCGACAACUCCGGGCGCAUCGAGAGGAACGAGUUCCUCACGAUCUGCGCCGAGCUGCAGGUGUCCGCGGUGGAGGCGGACAGGAUCUUCCAGCGGCUGGACGUGGACCAGGACGGAACCGUCACCCUGCAGGAGUUCAUCCACGGCUUCCACGACCGCUACGGAGAGGACAUGGAGUCCGACGGAGGGCAAGUGUCCAUCGCCUGGGAGACCUUCGAGAAGAGACUGGGCGAGCAGGCCAAGUUCAUCCCGAGGCAUGAACAGGCAGCAACGUUGUACCAGAACAUCAGCCUGACUGAGCCCAGACUGAUUCCUCAGUUUGAGAAAGUCAUCAUGAACUUCGCUAAAGAGAUCAAGCAGCAGAACUCAGAGAUGGAGAACCUGGCUCUCGCCAUCAAGAGAGCACAGGACCAAGCGUCAAUGCAGCUCAGUGAGAUGGAGGAGGAGAUGGAACAGCGAAUUCAGGCUGCAGAGAGAAAAACUCAUGAGCAGGAGAAGAAGCGAACAGAGGCUGCACUCAGUGAGCUGCGAAGGAGUUACGACACUGAAGUUUGUGAGCUUCAGUGUAAAAUCCAGAGGAUGCAGAUGAUAGAGCAGAAGUACAAGAACAUCACAGUGAAAGAUGAGAGCCCAGCUUUAAAGAAGAAGAUCAAUGAGUUAACACUGGAAAACCAAAAAUUAAAACAAGAGCUUCUGAAGUCUCAGACCAAAGUUGCCUGUCUGCAGAGUGAGAUGGACGGAUUAAAGACAGAGUUAACUGAUCAAAGCAUGAACUCAGAACGAGAUGAGGAGCUCAUGAAACACUUUGCCGACGAGCGAGACAUCCUGGAGAGUCAGAUUGAGGUUCUGCAGACAGCCAAUAGGAAGCUCCAUGACACUAACGACAGUCUGAGGUCGACUCUGGAGAAAAUCACAAGGUCUGGUAACGGUGGAUCCCCAGGAGACAUCAAGAACAGAAACAGGAGUAAAAGCAUCUGCUACCCAUCGCCACAUGCAUUAUUAGACAGGCUUGGCCAGCGUUUGGAUGAUUUCCCUCUGUACCCGCGUCGGCCCAGCUGCGAUACUCUGGCCCUGGCCAUCUGUGACCCUGGGCUGAGGCGCAGACACAGCAGCGAGUGCGAGGAGGACAGCCUGCCUGAGAUCUACGUGGACAGCGGCAUGUCCACACUUAGAGGCUCGCAUGGCGGCUACGACUGGGAGCCAGAGGUCCAGGGUCAAGACGGUGAAGAGGAAGAGAAGAAGGACAGCAUACUGGGCGAAAACUCUGACACAGAGCCAGCAGAGACUCAAGACGGAGAGUCAGCGAUCGGGUCGGACUGCAGCUCAGUUUUGGAUUGGAAGCCCACUGACUCGCUUGGUUCCACUACGCCUCCCGCUCCGACAACAAAGAAAACUAUCAGCGCCAUCAGCUUUCAGAAUGACGACAAAGAAAACGCUGACCUCGGCUACAUGACGUCAGAGAAGGCCUACAGGAUCGUCUUAGCAGGAGACGUGGCUGUGGGAAAAUCUAGCUUCCUGCUUCGCCUCUGCAAGAACGAAUUUAAACUGAACUCCAGCACUACUCUGGGCGUGGACUUUCAGAUGAAAACACUCAUUGUGGACGGAGAGCCAGUUUUAUUACAAUUAUGGGACACUGCAGGGCAGGAGAGGUUUCGCAGCAUUGCCAAGUCCUACUUCAGGCGUGCAGAUGGUGUGUUACUGUUGUACGAUGUCAACUGUGAGAAAACCUUCCUGAAUGUUAGAGAUUGGGUGGACAUGAUUGAGGAUAUGGCCCAUGAUGAUAUUCCCAUCAUGCUUGUGGGUAACAAGUGCGAUCUUCGGCAAGAUGGAGAUAAAUCUGUUCCUACCAGCUACGGACAAAAGCUUGCAAUGACCUACAACACUCUGUUCUGUGAAACUAGUGCCAAAGAUGGCUCCAACAUCCUGGAGGCUGUGCUGCACCUGGCCAGGUUGGUAAUAAAGCAGGCCACCUUUGAGGAGAAACACCAUCAGUCGCUGACCAGUUUAAAUGCUCCCAAGAAUAAACCGAAGUUCUCCUGCUGCACCUGAUCAAAUUCACCAGAGCUAAACCUCCUCAUCUGCUUUAAUGUGAAGAAUACAAGGAGCAGAAAUCUAACAAAACAGCAACACAGAAAUAAUUGUUGGAAAAAAGCAACAACCAAAACUGUUUUAUUUAUAAAGAAAGUGGCAAAAAGAAGAGAGUUAAGAUUCAGCCGCUGCACAUCAAGAAGUUUGAGUUAUUGCCGACUUUUUCUCUGUGAAAGAUAAUUUCAUUGUUUUUUGUGCGGUUAUGCAUACUUUACAGGAUGUAUUUAUGAAUUGUUUGCCAUUCAAACAUUUUUCUCAGAGAAAAACUGAAUCAUGAUACUAAAACUGGGAAAAGGAAGAGGAGUUGGAAAGUAAAGAAAGAGGAAGUGAAUAUGAUGAAAUGAUGUGAAAAUAAUGUAAGGGGUGCAAUCGGUUUAUGUGUCGCACUUUUACUGGUGGGAAAAGAUACAGAGAGUAUUGAUGACGAAAACUGAGACUGAGAAUUGAGGCAGAUUUAAGCACUAAAUGUCCAUGAUGGUCUCAGGUGAAAUGUCCCGACCCACUUCUAAAUAAUACCAAGCAGUGUUACAUUUUUGUUGUUAUAAAGUUUCUACUUGUUUAUUUCAGCUCUACAAAUGCUAUUAAGUUCAAGAUGUUCUCUAAAUAAUAAAUAAAUAAGAGAGUAGAACAGUGUAUAGACUGUUAUUUUUAAGAAGCAAUGCACAAUUUUAAUUCAAUAAAGGAAUUAUUGCAUGCUUUCUGUUUUCUAUGCCAAAAGGGCAACAAAAGUGUCAAGAUGGGGGACAUUUUUUUGAAAGCUGUUCCAAUUUUACAUUUAGUUAACGUUUAAAUGAUAAAUUAAACAGAAACACUAAACUGUCAGUGUUGUCUGGACUGGAGGGUCUAAAUAGUGACCAGCAAAGAGAAAUAAGGCUGAAAGAGUGUUGGGGAAAAAAAAUCCAAGCCCAGCGUACAAAAUCCAAAUAUGUGAAGAAAAUUGAAAAUUUAUUGCUGACAACUAAAAACUAGAGACAGCAAAACAUAAAAGCAAGAGCAAGAUAAAAAAAAAGAAUGAAUAGGCCAGAGUGACUAUAUAUAUGACAAAGUAUGUGUGACAAUUAACUAAGUUGAAACCAGAAGACUGAAACAAUUGAAAGAAUCUAAUUA
Molecule: messenger RNA, 3809 nt
Organism: Xiphophorus maculatus (southern platyfish)
Lineage: Eukaryota; Metazoa; Chordata; Actinopteri; Cyprinodontiformes; Poeciliidae
Gene: rasef
Product: RAS and EF-hand domain containing
Exons: 18
Coding region: 210-2663 (817 amino acids)
Molecular function (GO): GTPase activity; GTP binding; calcium ion binding
Source: RefSeq, a predicted model, not a curated record